Annulohypoxylon truncatum is the source of this 633-nucleotide messenger RNA. Its product is annotated as ankyrin. The transcript has 2 exons. The record is from RefSeq and is a predicted model, not a curated record. Bases 1 to 633 code for a protein of 210 amino acids. Lineage: Eukaryota; Fungi; Ascomycota; Sordariomycetes; Xylariales; Hypoxylaceae. Gene Ontology annotation, molecular function: protein binding.
AUGGCACCGAAGUUGUCAGAAGAUGAGAUCGAUGAUCUCAUCUACCUGGCCAGGAUUGGCGACGACACUGAGCUCACGGAGAUGGUCCAAGAGCUCACUAACCGUGAGGCUGCCACACCUGCCGAGAUCUUAGAGGCUGCCAGAGACGACAGCAAGGCAACUUGCUUGCACAUGGCAUCAGCGAAUGGGCACGCAAAAACCGUCACAUCAAUACUAUCACACUUUCCUCCUCCCAAAACGUCAAAAGCAGCAAUUACUCAGGCGUCGUCUACAGAAGAUAGUUCGCCCUCAACAGACGUGUCAACAGAAACCUCGUAUGUCAACCUCCAGAACUCGUUUGGAAACACAGCCCUACAUUGGGCAUGCCUAGGUGGCCAUCUAGAUGUCGUGAAGCUAUUACUGUCAAGGGGCGCCUCACCCACAGCGGCCAAUGACAAGGAUCAAAUCCCACUAGACCUAGCGGCUUUCAACAACCAUAUGCAUGUCGUGGAGUAUUUUUUGUCUCAAAGCAAGGACAUCGAAGGGGAUAACGCAAAGGAAGGCGGGCUUGAGAAAGGUACACAGAAUGUGCGGAUGGAAGACGAGAGCCAUGGUGGAGAAGAAGUUGGUUCUAAGGUAGAGCCAGGCGGUUAG